This is a messenger RNA of Salarias fasciatus (jewelled blenny), 1113 nucleotides long. RefSeq lists its product as uncharacterized. NCBI's taxonomy places the organism in Eukaryota, Metazoa, Chordata, Actinopteri, Blenniiformes, Blenniidae. The coding region runs from base 1 to 1113 and encodes 370 amino acids. The record is from RefSeq and is a predicted model, not a curated record. The transcript is spliced from 9 exons.
AUGAAGAGCCACCAUAAAGCUGGAACCACGAGAGGGCCCCCGAAGUCGGUGCAGUUCUCUCUGGACCCCACUGCUCUGCAGAGCAUCCUCCUGAAUGAGGGGGUGAGGGCCGGGGGGCCAGCGGGAAUGACACCCCGAAACUCCACCUGUCCGCCGGGCAGAGGCACUUCCAUCUGCACACCUCAGAGAGUCCCAGUUAAAAAGAAUCUGGCAGGGUCGACUCCGAAAAUUCGCUGGAACCCACAGAGAGUGCCCAACUCCAGGCAGCAGCCCCUGUCUGUUCUGAAAUUUCAUAUGAUGGGCCCAAAGUCACCUUACUACACUCCGGGAAGCAGACGCUGCAAAAGCAAACUGCAGCCGCAAGAAGAGGUCGUCCAGAGGUUAUUUGACGAUCGGGAGGAUGAGCAGAGCGACGAGGCGACCCACAAAGACCCGGCUCAAGCAUCAGAAAGUGACGUCCCCUGUGAGGAGAAGGGAGAAACCGUCACGACAUCCAGCGGCGUGGAGCCGCAGAGCUCGCAGGUUUUCAUUCAGGCACCGGGGAGAGAGUCUGUCAUCUUCUUCUCAUCGGGAACGAAGCUGUACAGAGUCCCCCCCGUCGAGGACCAGGUCAACCCGCCUGAGCGUCCUCGGACAGAGCUUCCAGGUCAGAAGACCUGCUCCCUGGCUCCUCCUGCGGAGAUGCUGCGGCGCCGUUUCCCGCCGCUGGAGGAGGCCCGCAUGGACCACGAGGUCUCGACGUACACCUCCCAGCCGGUCCCCGCCCACUCCAGGUUCCUGCCGCCCCGGCCUCACUGUGGAAACCCGCUGGCCUCUGCCUUCCUCUUCGAGGAGUCCACUCAGACAGUGGAGGAGCAGUACUCUGUUCUUUCUAACCUCCCGCUCGUGGAGACCACCUGUCGGUCCGCUUCUUCUGGAAACAUGUCCAAGGCGCCGCAGCCCACCAUGGACCCCACCAAGAUGGGGAUCGGGCGGUCCAUCGCCGUGCUGACAUCGGGAGGAGAUGCCCAGGGUUUCACAGAAACCGCCCAGCCCCCCGGCUCCCACUUCAUGAGUUGGACCGAGACCUUCGAAGAGGAAGGUUCUCCAGCAGACUUCUCCCCCGACCUCUGA